GAGAUCCCCAGUGUUCAAAGCGCAGCUGUUUGGACCCAUGAAGGACGAGAAUGGUGACGUGAUCGAAAUCGACGACAUGGAACCACCUGUCUUCAAGGCCAUGCUACACUUUAUAUAUAAAGACAGUCUGCCCGAUACCAACGAGAUGACAGGAUCUUCGUCACAGUCGACCGCGACGAUGAUGGCUCAGCAUUUACUCGCAGCGGCAGAUAGGUUUUGCCUGGAUCGUUUAAGACUUUUGUGCGAGUCCAGGCUCUGUGAACAGAUCACUGUUGACACAGUGGCGACUACGCUUGCGUUGGCAGACCAACACCAUGCAUCUCAGCUCAAAAAUGUCUGCCUCAAGUUCGCUGCUUCCAACCUUGCAGUGGUGAUGCAGUCUGAUGGUUUUGAGUACCUGCGUGAGAGCUGCCCGUCAUUACAAUCCGAGCUCCUCAAGACGGUCGCGGGAGUAGAAGAAGAAGCCAAGGCUGGAACAAAGAACAGGACCGUCUGGACGCACGUCGCAGAUGGUGGCGACGGAUUGGGAAGGCGCGUGCGGCAAAAGAUCUGACGCUACCCACCGGCGGCGUCAGUGAAGAUGUUUCAAGGCUCUCUUUAGUGAUGGAAGCUCGCCCAAGACCUGUCUACGAGAAAACCUCCGGUCAGUACACAUUGAGUUUCCAUUUUGUGAGAUUUCAAUGUGCUGAUCACUAGGACAAAGGUUGCUGUGUCGUUGUAUGAUACAGAUUUAUAAAGGGUCUCCCUUGAUGCAAUUCUCCAAAGCGUACCAAGAGCCGCUCGACGAUACUGUGGUGUGGCUGGAAAGGAAGAAGUGGGUCGACUCUGCGGUUUACUCGGAUCUCCUCAGGAAGUGUGGAAGCUCGAGAUCACUGACGCUUGGGAUACGUGUUGAUGCACAUAUCAUCCAGUGUGGACGUGAUCGAGAGACUUACAUCGGGAACUAUCUCAUCGAGAUGUAUGGGAAGUGUGGCAAGGUUGACGAGGCACGCAGGGUGUUUGAGGCCAUCCUCGACCGCAACGUUUUCUCCUGGAACUUGAUGAUCGCGGCGUAUGCCCGGCAUGGGCAUAGCAGGGACGCCUGGGAGGUGUUCCGGAGGAUAGACUUGGAGGGUGUGAAGCCGAGCAGGGUCACCUUCUUGGGUGUGCUGGAUUCGUGUAGUGGUGCCAGGGGCCUGGCAGCGGGACUGGAGAUCCAUGCCAGGAUGGUGGAGGGGGGAUUUGAGUCGGACGUGGUGGCUUGCACUGCUCUAUUGAAUAUGUACGGGAGGUGUUCGGGGGAUGCAAGAGCUGCUCGAGCGGUUUUUGAUGGUAUGGAGGUCCGGGACUUGGUUUCGUGGAAUGCCAUCGUGGUUGUCUACUCUCAGAAGGCACAGUGUGAGGAGGCAGUGAAACUCUACCGGCAGAUGCUGCUCCAAGGUGUGCAGCCCGACGAGUUUGUGUUCAGCAGUGUCAUCUUCGCAUGCUCGGAUCCGAAACUGGCCGCUGAGGGGUCGAGCGUUCAUCGAAAUGUGAUGGAAAGUGGACUCGAGUCUCACGUCGUCGUCGGUAACGCACUGCUUCACAUGUAUGGGAAGCAUGGGAACUUCGGGGCUGCAAGGCGGGUUUUUGACAGGAUAGAGAACAGGGACGUCAUAUCUUGGACUGCGAUGAUCGUUGCUUAUUCCCAUUCUGGUCAGGGUCGGGCCGCCUUGGAGGUUUUGGAGAUCAUGCGAGCGCAGAGAGUGAAGCUGGACAGAGUUGGAUACACAAGCGUCAUUGAUACGUGCACGAGCCUUGGAGCUCUGGAAGAAGGCAGGCGUAUUCACUCGCAAAUCGCGAAGCAGGGAUUGGAAACCGACGUUGCGGUGGGAAGUGCGUUGGUGAACAUGUAUGGGAAGUGUGGUGACUUGGAAGAUGCGAGAGCUGUGUUUGCGGGAAUCGAAGGGAAGGAUAGGUGCGCUUGGACGUCGAUGCUUGGGGCGUAUGCGCAACAUGGUGACGGAGACAGAGCGUUCCAAGUCUUUCAAACCAUGGACUUGGAAGGAGAGAAGUCCGAUCCUAUCACUCUGAUAUCGGUGCUUAGCGUUUGCUCCGACAAGUCCUCGGCCUUGUCACAAGGAAAGGCAAUUCACUCGAGCAUCUCCGGCAGCGGGCUCGAACUGGACGGCCUCGUAGCUACUGCUCUCAUCGAUAUGUAUGCGACAUGUGGGAGCUUGCGAACUGCUCGAGACUUCUUCGACGCUAUCCAGGCCAAAGGCGACGUAGUGCUGUGGAGUGCUAUAAUCUCCGGCUACUCACAGCAUGGAGACUGGGAAGAGAGCACAACACUCUUCCGGCUGAUGCAGCUAGAAGGACUGGAGCCGGACAACAGGACGAUCACAAGCGUCUUAUCAGCAUUUAGCCACGGUGGUCUCGUCGAUCAAGCGACCGAGUGGUUUGGAACAAUGGUGGAAGCUUGCGACAUGAAGCCAGCAAUCGACCACUAUAUGUGCCUGAUCGAUCUGCUGGGAAGAGCUGGAUGUUUGGAGGCCGCGGAGCUCGUGAUGAAGAGAAUGCCUUGUAAGGCUGAUACGGUGGCUUGGACGACGUUACUUGGCUCGUGUACCACUCACGGAGAUGUUCACAGAGGUGCUCGAGCAGCCGGACAGAUGCGAGAUGACUCUGGAGCUUAUGUUUCACUGCGAAACAUCUGCAUCGAGCAGAGCCAAGCGAGAAGAAGCUAGCAGGAUUCCUCGCCACGUUUUGGGAUCUCUGGUCGGUCAAGAGUUCGUCAUCGUCUCGGAGAUCCUGAUGGAGCCUACAGGCGCUCAAGACAGUGGUGAAGGUGACGCAUUUUGAGGAGAAGGGCUUCCAGCUUCCCAGUUCUUGCGAGAAGAUCGAUCACGCACGCACAUAUCCAGCUCCUGCAUCACUCCAUGAUCUUGCUCCAUCCCAGCGAGGAUCUUGGCUCUACCAGGCAGACGAGUGAGCCUUGAUCAUACUCGUCCACAUCUCCCCGCAAGCUACUUAGCCCCGUCUCUACGAUUGGAUCCGGGGUCUGGACUGGUGGAUUGCUCGUCCCUGGGAGAGCGAGCAGCAGGAAUCCAGAGCGCUGGCCACCGCAGCGCUGUCCAAGCCAAUAUCUUCCAAGUUGAGGCUGUGGAAGAGAUGAGGCUCCAUGGACUAGAAGUCUUCCAGGCCGCCAUGCUUGCCGUAGACGUGGAGGACGUUGUGGAUGGCUUCGUCGGGCUGGACGCGGCUGGAGUGGAACAGACCAUAGAGCUCUCGAGUCUCUGGCAACUCUGGAAAGCGGUGGCGAAGUUAAAGACGUCGUGCUUGAAGCCGUGGAGCUGCUGCGCGAAGAGAUGGAGAUGCCCGGCUCGGCUGCGAGCAUGAGGUUCCAGGAGAAGAGGCUGGCAUUGGUUGGGAGGAAAGUGUUGGGAUUGGCCUCGGCGGCGAUGAGCGAGUGCUUAUUUGGAUGUCCUCACCAGUGGGAGAAGAAUCACUCACUUAUGGUACUUCCUCCAUUUGUGCUCCUGGAAUCUAUAAACUUUUUCUACAGUGGUGAGGGUCAUGAGCUGAAAUUCAGAUGUGCUUCUGGAACUGGACGUCCGUUCUUUCUCUGCUGGAGUGAUAUACAAAAUCCUACGCCUCAAACAGUCAGCCAUGAAGCAACUCAAGAAAACUCAUGGUUCGAUCUUCUAAAGCUUGCUAACACGUCCAAGUUGCCGGUACAUAUACUAUUAGUCUAGCACUUCGAUUGAGAUGCCUUGAUGAAGUCUCUAGCUACUCAGGAUAUGAAUAAUACUGUUAAACUGCCUGGCUAUUUAAAAUUUAAGACCAACUAUCACCAUUCAGAUAUGGGAGAAAGCUCUUCAGUUCUUUGCACCAUCCUCUGAAAUUUGCCGACUAGCGGUCAAUCCUGGCGUCACCACUGUCAUUGAGCGUUCUGUUACUUCCUGGAUCGAGGAGAGAGAUGGAGACCUUAUGCUUCGAGCGCCAGAGUGUGAUCACAUCAACGGGGAAGUCGUCAAUUGCCAUAGCUUUGUGUUGGUAACUUUGAAGCUCGUUUUGAACGAUUUAUCUGAUUGAUUUUAUUA
Molecule: messenger RNA, 4061 nt
Organism: Selaginella moellendorffii
Lineage: Eukaryota; Viridiplantae; Streptophyta; Lycopodiopsida; Selaginellales; Selaginellaceae
Product: BTB/POZ and MATH domain-containing protein 4
Exons: 3
Coding region: 720-2705 (661 amino acids)
Biological process (GO): protein ubiquitination; RNA modification
Molecular function (GO): RNA binding; protein binding
Source: RefSeq, a predicted model, not a curated record